AUGGUCUCCAAGAAAGCGAAGAAGCAGCAAGACUCUAUGAACAGUCGUCUCAAGCUGGUCAUGAAGUCUGGCAAGGCCAUUUUGGGAACCAGGGCUUCCGUCAAGAGUCUCCGAAAGAGCAAGUCCAAGAUGGUACUGAUCGCCUCCAACUGUCCUCAAUUGCGCAAGUCAGAGGUCGAAUACCUGGCCAUGUUGGCAAAGGUUACCGUGCAUCACUACCAAGGGGACAACUCGGCUCUGGGAACUGCUUGCGGUAAAUUCUUCAACUGCUCCGUCCUCAGUAUCAUUGACCAAGGUGACUCGGAUAUCUUGACCAGCACCUAA
Molecule: messenger RNA, 324 nt
Organism: Seminavis robusta
Lineage: Eukaryota; Bacillariophyta; Bacillariophyceae; Naviculales; Naviculaceae
Source: the annotation of a GenBank genome assembly